UAUUGAGUACAACUCAUUUAACUAUUUUCCCAUUAUCAGAGAUCAAUAAAUUGCUUAAUCAACUGCAUUCUUAUUACACUUGUAUAAGAGCUCGCCAGUUUUGUGUUGUUGAUGCAUUCCCCUUUAAGCUCUGGUGCCAACAACAGCCAAAAUGAGUUUUCAGUGGAGCCUUCAGCCCAUGAUAAAGUGGAUGCACUGCAUCGGCGUUUACUUGGAGUCACCUGGAAAAAACAAUUCUUCUGGGUUUCGUUUAUUUGUUACUGCUUAUGGUUUCAUCCUCUUUUUUGUUAACAUCUUAAGUAACGGAAUGAUGGCUGCCAAGUUCUUACAGGGUUUUGAAAAUAUCUCCCAUCAAACAACUUCUUCUGUUCUUUGGAAUGCUGUCGUCUCUCAAACGAAUUAUAUCUUGGUGACUAUCGGCUGUCAGUUAAGUUUGAUUUCUGGCGCUGUCUCCACAUGGCCCGGUAUGAUUCACAUUCUCCGUGAAAUGGAAAAAGAACGUUACUUUGCUGUAAAAGAUUUCCAUCAUUUCCGUCGCAUUUACCUGUCAGGACUCGGUUUUCUUAUCGCGGUUAUCCUUGCCAUCCUUGGAAUUGCUGUGACUAUUAUUAUGUCAACGCAAAAUCUAACAAAAGUGGACAAACUUUUUCAAAUUUGCUUUACAUUUCUUUUAAUAUUCGUGUUCAGUGGCGGAGCUUUGUUUUCUUGCUUUGGGUGGAUGGUGGCCAGUAUGCUGACGAUCCUAGCUGAACGUGUCGUGGAGCAAAGUAACUCUAAUUGCAGUGAUUGGGAAAAGAUGUUUGUUAGAUGGAGACAUCUAUACUUGAAGAUUUCGCGGCUAGUGGACAAGAUGAAUGAAUGUUAUGGUUUUCUUCUUCUGUUUUUAAUUACAAGUAGUUUCGUCGUGACGAUUAAUUCUUCAUUCAUAAUCAUGCGUGACGUCAACGAUGAGGGCAUCGACUACAAUUGCGUCAUCCAUUCAUUCUUUUUGAUUAUCCAAUUUUCACACUUUGCUGUUUUGGCUUACGUUCCCCAUCGCAUCCGAGAAUCAGCAAUCUAUUUGAGUAAACAAUUACGAGAACUUAAAAUCGGUAAUGAGGCGAGGCAAAACAAGGUGAAUUUCUUUAUUUUGGACGUGUUGAAUUCGCUACCUCAAAUCACGGCACUCGGCUUAUUUGAUGUUAAUCUUCGCCUGGCCCCAACAAUAGUUGGAACAACCUUGACGUAUUUGGUCAUUUUGUGCCAACUGCAUUAUUCCGCGAAAUAAAAGACCUGGGGCGGAAUUGGAGGUGGGGCUUAAAAGAAAAUCAAGAUGGCCGCCCUAGUUUGCGAACCCAUCCCCCUCCUUUUCUUUGUCAGUGAUUCCUCCCCUUUCCUUUUGGUGGGAUUUUUGCAGUGCAGUACUUAUCUUUCUUGUGGCAACAUGCGUUUCUUUUCUUGUGAUUCAAUUAAAUGUUACCACUGUGUAUUAUUAUGAGUGAACACUGAAGCUAUAAGAAUUAGCUUUGCUGAAAUGGAAACAUUUUUGGUUUAACCUUCAAAUUGAACAUUUGUGUGAUCAGAAUGUGUUGCUUAGAACAUCACUCAUAGUCAUACUCACACAGCA
Molecule: messenger RNA, 1606 nt
Organism: Daphnia pulex (common water flea)
Lineage: Eukaryota; Metazoa; Arthropoda; Branchiopoda; Diplostraca; Daphniidae
Product: gustatory and odorant receptor 24-like
Exons: 6
Coding region: 152-1267 (371 amino acids)
Biological process (GO): sensory perception of taste
Cellular component (GO): axon; membrane; dendrite
Source: RefSeq, a predicted model, not a curated record